Scatophagus argus is the source of this 1458-nucleotide messenger RNA. RefSeq names its product annexin A1-like. The coding region runs from base 187 to 1227 and encodes 346 amino acids. The record is from RefSeq and is a predicted model, not a curated record. The transcript is spliced from 12 exons. Gene Ontology annotation, biological process: insulin secretion; cell surface receptor signaling pathway; myoblast migration involved in skeletal muscle regeneration. Gene Ontology annotation, molecular function: cadherin binding involved in cell-cell adhesion; phospholipase A2 inhibitor activity; calcium ion binding. Gene Ontology annotation, cellular component: plasma membrane; cytoplasm. NCBI's taxonomy places the organism in Eukaryota, Metazoa, Chordata, Actinopteri, Scatophagidae.
GCAGACGAUUGGCUGAUCCUCUGCAGGUGAAAACAAACCUGGCAGAAAAUCAUCUACACAGUGACGGGUGGAGACACUGCAGAGUGACUUAAACACUGGGAAUAACACAGAGAGCUACAGGCUGUGGCGUGAAGACGUCUCAAGUAGUGCAGCAAUUUAGUUUCUGGUUUUAACAUCCACGCGAGAAUGUCCAUCUUCAGGAGGUUCUUCAACAAUGUCAUCCACAACAGAGACCCCAAAGAUGACACUGUCACAGUGAAAGGUAAGCCCAAACCUAAAUAUUAUGGAACAGUCACCCCACAUCCAGACUUCAAUGCCAGCAGUGAUGCUUCAGUUCUUCAAACUGCCAUUGAAAGCAAAGGAGUGGACGAGGACGUGAUCAUUGCAGUCCUAGUGAAGAGAAACAACGAGCAGAGACAGAAGAUCAAAGUAGUUUAUGAGGCAUCCACUGGCAAGAAUCUGGAAAAAGAUCUGAAGUCGGCGCUCAGGUCACAUUUAGAGGACGUCUCUCUGGCUCUGCUCAUGACACCAACUCACUUUGAUGCCUACCUGCUCAGGAAAGCCACAAAGGGUCUGGGCACAGAUGAAGGCGUCCUGGUGGAGGUUCUGGCAACAAGAUCAAACCAAGAGAUUCUAGAGAUCAAGAGGGUCUUCAAAGAAGAGUAUAAAAAAGACCUGGAGGAUGUUAUUAAGGACGAAACCAGUGGUGAUUUCUCCACGGCCCUUCUGGCCAUGUUGAAAGCUAACAAAGAUGAGAGCAGUGAAGUCGACAUGGAUCUUGCCCGAAGGGAUGCAGAGACUCUGUUUGAGGCAGGUGAGAACACCUGUGGAGUCAAUGUUUCUGCCUUCAUCGACAUCCUGACCACGCGAAGCGGGCAGCAGCUCUCUAAGACAUUCCAGCAAUAUGCUUGCCUCAGUGAUGUCACACUACCUAAAGCCCUGGACAUGGAGCUGAGGGGAGACAUUGAAGAUUGUCUCAUUGACAUUGUGAAAUGUGCCUGGAACACACCAGCCUUCUUUGCUGAGAAGCUUCAUCUGGCUAUGAAGGGUUACGGCACAUGUGAAGACACACUCAUCAGAGUGCUGGUGAGCCGCUCUGAGGUCGACCUGAAGAAGAUCUUGGAGGAAUACAGGGCCAUGUAUGACGUCAGUCUACAGGACGACAUAUUGAGAGACACAAAGGGACAUUAUCGGGACAUCCUGCUUGGACUGUGUGGACCUCACUGAAAUUCUGUUAGAACCUCUUUACUGGAAAUCAUCCAAGUUUGUCCACUGGAUUCCACUGAAUUCUCACAUUUUUCCAAAUGUCUGAAAGUGAAAUUAAAGUGUCUUUUUCUUCCUUUUUUUUUUUGAACAAUGAAUUGUUCUGCUGGCUAUGCGUGUCCACUUGUAUACUGAACUGUAAUUCACAUCAUGUUUGAUGAUUCAUUAUAAUAAAUUCAAAUAUAUGUGGAAAAA